AUGGCGAGACGAUCAGUUAUCGUCAGUAAUCCAGCAUAUCGUGGGUCGUCAGUUGUCGCUCCUUUGAAAUGCAAAGAAGAAGUGGACGUCGAAGUCGAUGACAGCCCAGUGCGAAGCUCAAUUCCAUCGUCGCUGAGCUCUAUUGAGCUUCGCAGGGUGAAUCCGUCUGGUACCUUUGAGACAGCGAUAAAGCAAAUUCUUCCACCAAAGAGAUCGCGGAAGGGACCUGCUCCGAAGUUAUUCGGCUCCGAGCGAUGCUCUAUCUGCAAUUCCAAAGCGACCGGCUUCCACUACAAUGUGCUUUCCUGCGAAGGAUGCAAGAAUUUCUUUCGACGUGCAAUUAUCAAAGGACUGAUCUACCACUGCAAAACUGGGAAACAAGUGUGUCCAGUUGACUUUGACUACAGACCACGUUGCCAGUGGUGUCGAUUGAACAAGUGCAUGAGCAUGGGAAUGCGGAGCGAGUACAUCAACCGUACUAAAAAACAGAAUCUUUCGGUCACUUCGAAACAGCUUCCUGAACGUGUCCAAAACCUUUUGGCAAAUGUUCGCCGCUCGUGGGAGGCAGCAACGGAAGGUGUAGAAAAGCCGACGUUCCAGUCUUAUCUGUCCGGUGCAUCACAAUGUUCCGAGGAGUUUGAUGAGUUGAAAGGGAUUGAGAAGAUGCGCCUCGACUUCUUCUUGGAGAUGGCUUUUUUCAAGACAAAACGUAUCAUUAAAUUCAUGAACUUCCUGCCUGGGGUCCACAAGCUCUCGCGUGAUAUGCGCAUUUGGCUCUUCAAGGAAAGUCUAGCAGAGUCUAUGGUUAUGUUCAAUUCUACAACUUAUAAUCCCUCCUUCGAUAAAAAAAAUGGUGGCAAAGAGCCAGUUGUUAGGUGGCUUGACGGAGAGUGGAGGAGUAAAACGGACUUCUUCAAAUGUGGCCUUCGGCAGGAGAUGGUUGAACCGAUGUUCGACAUUUGGGACCGUAUUGACAGGCUGAAACUUGAUAAGUCUGUAUGCGCGAUUCUGAUGGUGCUGAUUUUGCUUAAUCCCGAUCGUGGCAACAUCCCAGACAAGAUCCGCGGCGAAGUCUCCCAAGUCUACACAAUUCAGGAACAGUACAUCGAGUCGCUGCAAAUUUACUUCGAGAAAAAGUACAGAAACAAAUCAGGCCUCUUCCUCGGGAAGACUUUGGACGUUCUCACCCGUCUCCGAAACAUUUCAGAAACUUCGCUGAGUAUUCAGCUGGCGCAGCUUCAAAAGAUGGAGUGUCAGAUGCCCUAUCUGCUGGCCCGACUCUUCAGCUAUGACAACUCGAUUGAUAUCAUCUCCACGUCCAAGCGCAGUCAGGAGUGA
Messenger RNA from Oikopleura dioica, 1338 nucleotides. NCBI's taxonomy places the organism in Eukaryota, Metazoa, Chordata, Appendicularia, Copelata, Oikopleuridae. The record is from the annotation of a GenBank genome assembly.